GCCGGUUUUUUUUUUCCUCAGACGUUGGCCCCGAUUCUAAAAGGGCCCUGUCCCAACUUCUCGUCCUCGACCAGCACGCUCUUCAUAUCUGCCCCCUUUCCCUCCAUAUUUUAUUUUCUACCAUUUCAAUUUUCUUUCCCUAUAUUACAAACCUCACACGCUGCAUUCUAAGCAGUCAUUCACUUUGAUUGCUUUCCAUUCCUCAGCCGCCCGUUGCGCAGCGCUUCGUUUCUCCCACCCAACAUACUAUCAGCGCCGCCACAAGUCGCUUACUUAUACUACGUGAUACGACCAACACCACGACCAACACUACCGCAUCUUAACAAGGCGGUUAUUGCGUGUUAUUACUCAGACUCUUUUUCAAUGAGCCUGUAAAAAAGAAGCAUAAAAGCCACUACUUCCCAGAAAGCGGUCGCUUUUCAUACCGGCGCAAGCAUCACGGGACUGGUUGCCUUCGCCCAACAAAGCUAACACCACCAACACAAACACAGUCCCAAUGGGUCUUUUUGCGCCCCUGGAGCCCCGUCCACAGCUUUCCUACUCAGACACUCCUCCUGAGCUCGCUAGUCCAACUUCUACUAACUUCUCUUGUCGCUCUUCUCCCGCCGCAGACGCUGUCUCAGCCCCGCGGCCUCUCGUCUCCCUCCCGAUGGCCAACGCCGGCGGCUUUGCCAAUGGCGACAAGCUGCCAGAACCAAGGUUAAGCAGAGUGGAAAGCAAUGAUAGCUCCGCUCAACGGCAGCAGCUGCCAUCGCUAAGUAGCAUUUUUGGCCCUCCAUCCUCCAUGGGCCCGCUGGUGCACCCAUCGUCCUUCCGCCGAGAGGAGAACAGUGCCUCCCAGUUGCCAGCUAUUACGCAACCUCGAACUGCCUUCGACGCACAGCUUGAGCAUGACCGUCAACGGUCUCUUUCUAACCCACAGUCUCCUGGAUUUCCUCCUAUAGAAGCCUCACGGAGUGCGGAAUACUCGCUCCAGUCACGCGAGGCGUCCAAUUCCCCCUGCUCGACGCUGCGAGCCAAGUUCCCUGGAAAGCCACUGGAAAGUGCCGAGCUUGAGCGCCGUCAGUCUGUAACCAGCGUAUCAAAUCUCCCUCUUACACCGAAAUCAGCCAAAUCUCCCAAGAGUGGUGACGGACCUCGGAUUGAUAUUCCCGGUCCCAAGAUUUGGACGGGAACACAGUUUCUUCCUCGCUUCGUCAGAGCAGCAGAAGUCCCUGGCGAAGGGCUGUGCUACUUUUACGACGAUGGCACACACUGCCGCAACAUUAUCGAUGGCGAGGCUGUCAAUGCUCAUUGGGGCGUCACCAAGGCUGGCAAGCCUCGCAAGAGACUAGCCAUUGCCUGCAUGACAUGCCGCGAGAAGAAAAUCAAAUGUGAUCCCGACUUCCCGCGCUGCAUGCAAUGCGAAAAGUUUGGCCGAGAUUGCCGCUUCAAGAAUGCUCCCCGCGGUGGACAGAACCCUUCACCAAGUAUGGCACCGGCCGAGCUCGACCUUACCUCCCGAAAGCUGGCCGCCGUUGAAUCGCUUCGAAUCACAAGCAACGUUGGCUCUCCUACAACACCAAACCACUUCCAAACCACACCGGAUGUCAGUUUCAAGCGCCUUCGUGUCGGCAGCACUGGCUAUGCAUCAGCAGGCGAACCAUCACCGAUGCCCGACGUGUUAAACCACUCCAAGUCACCGCUCUUGUCUUACAAAACGAUUGAUACGCAUAUGCCUGAGGACGUGCUGAUCCGCGCUUGGGCCACCGACCCUUACAAUACCGACCCUGGCGCCAUUAAACGAGUCAUCACACAGUUCUUCUCACAUACUGAUUCUUGCAUGCUACUUCGAAUGCUCCCUGAAGGCCCGUGGACACGAUGGGUUUCUCAAAGCGCUGGCCGAAAGUCUGAAGCCGAUCUUGCGCUUCUCUACAGCAUGCUUGCCCUGAGUGUCGUUCUUGCAGGCGAUAACAAGGAUAUCGCUGCAGACUAUGCACAGGUUGCUCUAUUUGCACAGAGAAAACUGCGAUACACAUGCCUACAACUUGUUCAGUCCCGUAUCAUCAUGUCGGUAUAUGCUACGGCGCAGGGCAACAACGAGGAAGCGAGUGCACUGCUUACCCACGCUAUCAAAGACGCGUUUGCCAUGGGGCUCGAUAUGGAGCUGGACAGAUCAUCGGAGGCACACCUGGAUGUAUUCCCCAUGGGAAUGAAGCGUAGCGGCUACAGCGAAGCACGCCGCCGUACUAUGUGGUCCCUAUUUAUACUGGAGCGUCUUAAUGGCGUCUUUCCAAGCAGACCACUUACGCUUAACCCUUCUGACAUUCACGUCUGCCUACCAAUGGAUAAUCAGAGUUUUGAGCAGCAGGCUGACAGGUGGAUGCCUGCUUUGGACGCUCGAUCUACUAUCAACCCAUCGUCACCAGAUGCCGCUGUUGAUAUCCCAUCGACGCUAGUCAGAAUUGUCUACAUAUGGGCUGAAUGCCAGGGCACUGUUCAUACAAUGGCCAACCGCCCCAGAGACCCUGCCACAGAUGAAGAACUACUCCGAAGACUAUCCCAUAUGGUAUCCGACUGGCAUGACAGUCUAUCCAACCGCCUCACCUUUAGCUCUACAAACCUCGAGUCAGCAUGCUUUUCCGGUAACGCCACUGCUGUUCUGGCCAUCAACCUUUUGUACAGCCAAUCCGUUAUCAAAAUCAAUCGUUACCACAGUGGUGCCUCCCGAAUGCCGACCAUGGUACAAAACAGACACUCUCGCGAAUGCCGUGAACAUGCGUGGGAGCUUAUGGAAAUGAUCCGCGCAUAUGAGCGCCUCCGCCACGAUCGACCCAGCUCGUACAGCAUGUUGCCGUUUGUUACCAUCCGUGCCUGCACAGAAGCCAUUGAUGUACUCACCGCUGCUGGCUCUAUGCCGCAGAUGGACGAUUUAUUCAAACUUUUGCGAUCUGCACGUGCUGUCAUUGAGAAUCUCUGUACCGUGUGGGAUAUGGCGCGCGAUGCUCGUUACGCCGUUGAGCGUCGCUUGGGCCAGAUCACCCAUAUUAACGGCAAGAGAGCGCAACCGACUACGCCAUUCGACGGCUACAGUAUCUACAAGUCCAGAACUGAGAAUGGGGAGCCUGUCGAUAACUGGGCCAUCUCCGAGCCUUUGGACAACACCUACCCAAAGGACACAGACCUCGUCUACCAUGGCUGCUGAGGCUCCAGGUACCACCCCACGGUACAUACCAUGGACGGCAAGGUCCCUUUAUGAUUUUAUUGUUAUUAUUUAUCCAAAAUUGGCUACAUACGCACUUUUCUAUUUUUCAAGGAGUUGAGAAUUUGGGUUUUACAGUACUAAGUGUGAAGCGCAAAACCGCAUGUCGCGCUGCUUCACAUGCUUGUAUAUGACUGCAAGGAAUUAUAUGGGCACGGAAUGUUUUUUGUUUGUUUUUUUGUUUUGGCAUGCAUAGAUGAAAUAUUUUGCAAAACACUGGAUUCUCGGGAAUUCUGCAUAUGGUGCGGUUGCAGCUGUUUUUUAUACUUGGGCGCUGUUUCAAGCACGAAAGAUACCAUAAAGGCCGGUUGUUUGAAUUGGCUGAUUCGAGCCAUGGCGUAUAUACUGUCUAUAUAGCAACAAUCUGAUUGUGCCCUGAUACACUAAAAUAUCUCCAAUAAUUACACUCUCACGCUCAAGAGUGCAUCGUGUACAGUCUAUAAUAA
[Torrubiella] hemipterigena is the source of this 3687-nucleotide messenger RNA. The record is from the annotation of a GenBank genome assembly. NCBI's taxonomy places the organism in Eukaryota, Fungi, Ascomycota, Sordariomycetes, Hypocreales, Clavicipitaceae.